GUCGCGCGCAGCUCCAGUCAGCUGACCAGAGGCGGGAAGUAGCUUCAAGCUAGCAUGGCUCGCUAAAGUUUAUGUCGCUUCCGACUCCGACGUCGCUUUAACUCGACUCGCAGUUGUUUUAUUUCACCAAAUAACUUCUUGGACUGCGUUUGUGAGUCGGCUUGAGGUGAAAGUGGGGCGAAUGGGAUGCUUCAAGACGGCGACGUCUUAGCUAGCGAGCUAGCUAGCACUCGCUUGUUUUGGCAGCGGCAGGUCAGCCAUAUCUCCCCGGGCAAGUGUCCUCUCACGGCGGGCUCGUAAACGCGAAGGUCGGUACCGCCUCAGGGUGAAGAAGAUGCACGACGCCUAUGAGCCGGUGCCUAUUUUGGAAAAACUUCCUCUCCAGAUUGACUGUCUGGCGGCCUGGGAGGACUGGCUGCUCGUCGGAACCAAGCCCGGACAUCUCCUUCUCUACAGGAUUAAAAAAGAUGCAGCCACCAACCUCUUUGAAGUCACACUGGAGAAAUCCAACAAGAACUUUUCAAAGAAGAUCCAGCAGCUUUAUGUCGUCUCGCAGUACAAAAUACUGGUCAGUCUCCUGGAGAACAACAUCCACGUCCACGACCUCCUGACCUUCCAGCAGAUCACAGUCCUGUCCAAAGCCAAAGGAGCCACGCUUUUCGUCUGUGACCUGCAGCAAAGCAGCUCAGGAGAGGAAACACUGAGAAUGUGUGUUGCGGUGAAAAAGAAGCUCCAGCUUUAUUACUGGAAAGACCGAGAGUUCCACGAGCUGCAGGGCGACUUUGGGGCUCCAGAUAUUCCAAAGUCCAUGGCGUGGUGCGAGAACUCCAUCUGUGUCGGCUUCAAAAGAGACUACUACCUUAUUCGGAUGGAUGGUCGUGGCUCCAUCAAGGAACUCUUCCCCACAGGGAAACAGUUGGAGCCGCUGGUCGCCCCUCUGGCCGAUGGGAAGGUCGCCGUCGGACAGGACGACCUCACCGUGGUCCUAAACGAAGAGGGGGUUUGCACCCAAAAAUGUGCUUUGAACUGGACGGACAUCCCCAUAGCGAUGGAGCACCAGCCUCCGUACAUCAUCGCAGUGCUACCUCGCUACGUGGAGAUCAGGACCUUGGAGCCCAGGCUGUUGGUGCAGAGCGUGGAGCUGCAGAGACCUCGGUUCAUCACGUCGGCUGGGCCAAAUAUCGUGUACGUGGCCAGCAACCACUUUGUGUGGCGCCUGGUGCCCGUGUCCAUCGCCACGCAGAUCCGCCAGCUCCUCCAGGACAAACAGUUCGAACUUGCUCUUCAGCUGGCAAAGAUGAAGGACGAUUCAGACGGUGAUAAGAAGCAGCAGAUCCACCACAUCCAGAACCUUUAUGCCUUCAACCUGUUCUGCCAGAAGAGAUUUGAUGACUCCAUGCAGGUGUUCGCCAAACUCGGCACAGAUCCCACACACGUGAUCGGCCUGUACCCGGACCUGCUGCCGUCCGACUACCGCAAGCAGCUGCACUACCCCAACCCUCUGCCGGCCCUGUCGGGGGCAGAACUGGAGAAGGCUCACCUGGCGCUCAUCGAUUACCUCACCCAGAAACGCAGCCACUUGGUGAAGCAGCUCAACGACUCCGACCCGUCCACCACGUCGCCGCUGAUGGAGGGCACGCCCACCAUUAAGAGCCGCAAGAAGCUCCUGCAGAUCAUCGACACCACCCUGCUGAAAUGUUACCUGCACACCAACGUGGCCCUGGUGUCGCCCCUGCUGCGCCUGGAGAACAACCACUGCCACAUCGAGGAGAGCGAAUACGUCCUGAAGAAGGCGCACAAGUACAGCGAGCUCAUCAUCCUCUACGAGAAGAAGGGCCUGCACCAGAAAGCUUUGCAGGUCCUGCUGGAUCAGUCCACCAAGGCCAACUCUCCUCUCAAGGGCCACGAGCGCACCGUGCAGUACCUCCAGAGGCUGGGUGUCGAGAAUCUGGGAAUGAUCUUCGAAUUUUCUCCCUGGGUCCUGAAGAUCUGCCCUGAAGACGGGCUAAAGAUCUUCACGGAGGACCUGACCGAGGUGGAGACAUUACCCCGGGACAAGGUGCUGAACUUCCUGAAGGAGGGCUUCAAAGAGCUGGCCAUCCCCUACUUGGAACACAUCGUCUACAUGUGGGACGACAAGGGCCCGGAGUUCCACAACACGCUCAUCCAGCUCUACCUGGAGAGGGUCCAAGGCCUGAUGAAGCAGUACCUCAACUCAUUGCCAGAAGGGGUUAAGGCUGUUGCCGCGGGGACGGAAACAGGUGAACUGGGAGAGUUCCGGAACAAGCUUCUGUCCUUUUUGGAUAUUUCCAGCAGUUACGAACCGGCGCGGCUCAUCAGUGACUUUCCCUUUGACGGUCUGCUGGAGGAGCGGGCCCUGCUCCUGGGUCGGAUGGGGAAACACGAGCAGGCGCUCUUCAUUUAUGUACACAUUCUGCAGGACACGCGCAUGGCUGAGGAGUACUGUCAUGGCCAUUACAACAGCACCUUGGAAGGAAAUAAAGACGUUUACCUUUCCCUGCUGCGGAUGUACCUGUCCCCCCCGGACGUGCACUGCCUGGGGCCCAUCAAGAUGGAGCUGUCGGAGCCCCAGGCCAACCUCCAGGCCGCCCUGCAGGUCCUGGAGCUGCACCACAGCAAGCUCAACACCACCAAGGCCAUCAACCUGCUGCCGGCCAACACCCAGAUCAAGGCGAUCCAAGUCUUCCUGGAGAGCGUCCUGGAGGAGAAGGCCCAGAGGAAGCGCUGCAACCAGGUGCUGAAGAGUCUGCUGCAGGCCGAGUUCCUCAGGGUGCAGGAAGAACGCAUCUUCCACCAGCAGGUGAAGUGUGUCAUCACGGAGGAGAAGACGUGCAGAGUCUGCAAGAAGAAAAUAGGAAACAGUGCGUUUGCCAGAUACCCAAACGGCGUGGUGGUGCACUACUUCUGCUGCAAAGACCGCAGCAGGUGUCCCACAGACUAAGGUCUCCUCCAUGGAAGUCCAAACAGACUGCUGGGAGGGACUUCAGCCACGCUGUGCGCCUUUUUUUUUUUUCUAAGCAGCCAUUUUGUAGCCCCGGGAGCAAGAAGACGCACGUGGCCUUAGAACUGCAAAAAGUGUACGCCACGC
Nerophis ophidion (straightnose pipefish) is the source of this 3109-nucleotide messenger RNA. RefSeq names its product VPS39 subunit of HOPS complex (gene vps39). Gene Ontology annotation, biological process: vesicle-mediated transport; autophagy; intracellular protein transport. The record is from RefSeq and is a predicted model, not a curated record. Gene Ontology annotation, molecular function: protein binding. Lineage: Eukaryota; Metazoa; Chordata; Actinopteri; Syngnathiformes; Syngnathidae. Bases 335 to 2962 code for a protein of 875 amino acids. The transcript is spliced from 24 exons. Gene Ontology annotation, cellular component: membrane; cytoplasm.